Molecule: messenger RNA, 1228 nt
Organism: Theobroma umbraticum
Lineage: Eukaryota; Viridiplantae; Streptophyta; Magnoliopsida; Malvales; Malvaceae
Product: cysteine-rich receptor-like protein kinase 14
Source: RefSeq, a predicted model, not a curated record
AUUCCAUGGAGAUUAUAUAUUAAAGGGAAUUUCGUAUGGUCCUUUUGCAAUUGAUGCAAACAAGUUGUGUGCUUCUAAGAUUCAACCUCAGCAUGGCCGGCCUCCUAAAAUGCUAUGAUACCGGGAACUUCACCACGAGUGGUACAUAUGGCAAGAACCUUGAUCUAUUCCUAUCUUCUCUCCUAGCUAAUGUAUCAAGAAAUGGUGGUUUCUACCGUGCCACCAUUGGCCAAGGCUCCAACAUAGUUCAUGGCUUAGCUCUUUGCAGAGGAGAUACUGCGUCUGAAGCUUGUUCUAACUGCGUCAAUUUAAGAGUCAGAGAAAUCAAAGAAGGCUGUCCCAACCAGACAGAAGCACUUUUAUUUUUGGAAGGGCAGUUGUUUGUCUGGUACGCUAUGCAAAACCGCUCCAUCUUUGAAACACUGGAGCUAAAGCCUUCACAAGCAGGCUCCUAUACGGGAAACAUUUUGGAUGUCGCAUGGAAUGUAACACAAUUUUAUCAGAUAUGGGAUAAUUUGAUGGAUGGCUUGGUGGAAAGUGCUUCCAAUGGCACAUCCAGUCUCAAGUUUGCAACCGGAAUAGCAAAUGUGGAAUUAGAAAAGAUAUAAGCACUAAUGCAGUGCACCCCAGAUCUAUCUCAGAAAGAUUGCAAAGCGUGCUUAAAUCAAGCAGUUGAUCAGUAUCAAAGAUGUGGCCAUGGGUACCAAGGUGGUUAUGUCCUCACACCAAACUGUCAUUUUCAAUGGGAUUCAUAUUCCUUCUUUAAUUCAUCAGAUGAUACUCUAAAUUUAAAUUCUCCACUGCCACCUCCACCUCCACAUAUUAGUCCUCUACUUUCAGCUACAAAUAACAGUACAAAUAGAGGAGAUAAUGGAGGCCAUGAAUCCCAAGCUGUUGUAAUCAUUGUUGUUCCAAUCAUUAUUUUAGUGGCAAUAUUGGCACUUGCUUGUAUUCUUCUUCGAAAAAGGAAGAACAGAAAGCAGGAGAAUAGAAGUAAAGUCAGUUGUCAUUAAUUGUUUAACUCUUGUUUGUUGUCACCUAGGAUAACUCAAGGCUGGACUUGUACGACUAACAAACUUCUCCAUCUUAGCAGAUAAUUGCUGGUCUUGUACUAAUUUUUCUCCAGCAAAUUAUGAUGUAGCUAUGUAGCCAGAAAGUCAAAUGGCAUAAAGGUUGAAAGGGUAUUUCGUUUGUUAACUCACUUUCUGGGUGAAGGUGCAGAUAAUAG